This is a messenger RNA of Dryobates pubescens (Downy woodpecker), 1158 nucleotides long. RefSeq names its product paired related homeobox 1 (gene PRRX1). NCBI's taxonomy places the organism in Eukaryota, Metazoa, Chordata, Aves, Piciformes, Picidae. The coding region runs from base 340 to 1077 and encodes 245 amino acids. The transcript is spliced from 4 exons. The record is from RefSeq and is a predicted model, not a curated record. Gene Ontology annotation, biological process: regulation of DNA-templated transcription. Gene Ontology annotation, molecular function: DNA binding; DNA-binding transcription factor activity, RNA polymerase II-specific.
GCUGCCGGCAGCGGAGGCGGAGGGACGGGGCGCACCCGCCCCGGCGGCCCCACAGCCACCCUGCGCCUGCCGGCUGGCGGCAGCAAUCCGUGUCCCGGAGCCCCGAGCCGGCCGCCGCCGCUGUCGCUCCCCUCCGGCAUGUUUUAAGCCCGGCCCUGCCCGUUCCCCUUCGGGUUACCCCUCCUGCUGCCGCAGGGUCCCGUUCCGUUUCCCUCCCCUCCCCCCCCAGCCCCCCGCUUUGGUCCCUACGCAUCCCCCCUGGAAGGGCCGGCGGCUGGGGGGGAGCGGGGGCGGUGGGCGCCCGGCGGGGGCGAGGGCAGAAAAGCCUCGCUCGACACCAUGGCGUCCAGCUAUGCCCACGCCAUGGAAAGGCAGGCCCUACUGCCCGCCCGCCUCGACGGCCCCGCCGGGCUGGACAAUUUACAAGCUAAGAAGAACUUCUCCGUGAGUCACCUGCUGGACCUGGAGGAGGCAGGAGACAUGGUGGCCGCCCAAGCGGAGGAGGGCGGCGGAGAGCCCGGCCGGAGCUUGUUGGAGUCACCUGGGCUGACCAGCGGCAGUGACACCCCGCAGCAGGACAAUGACCAGCUGAACUCAGAGGAGAAGAAGAAAAGAAAGCAGAGGAGGAACAGGACUACCUUCAACAGCAGCCAGCUCCAGGCAUUAGAGAGGGUCUUUGAGAGGACACACUACCCUGAUGCCUUUGUACGGGAAGACCUUGCACGCAGAGUCAACCUCACCGAAGCCAGAGUCCAGGUGUGGUUCCAGAACCGGAGAGCCAAGUUUCGCCGGAACGAGAGGGCGAUGCUGGCCAGCAAGAAUGCCUCUCUGCUCAAAUCCUACUCAGGGGACGUGACCGCCGUGGAGCAGCCCAUAGUACCUCGCCCAGCUCCGAGACCCACCGACUAUCUCUCCUGGGGUACCGCCUCACCUUACAGCGCCAUGGCCACCUACUCUGCCACAUGUACCAAUGCCAGCCCGGCACAGGGCAUGAACAUGGCCAACAGUAUUGCCAACCUGAGACUGAAGGCAAAGGAAUAUAGUUUACAGAGGAAUCAAGUGCCCACAGUCAAUUAAUGGCUGGAGGCAGCUGCCUUGCAGAAGAAAAUACAGCAGCAGCCGUCCUGCUUUGCAACGCGUUUUGUGCCGAAAGAAAAC